UCUAAACAAAACCAUAUCAUCCCGAAGACGUACGUCCUUGUCUCUGCAGGGCUGCAGUUGGGUGCCUCUGUGGGGCAGUUAGUUCCCCUAUGUAGUAUUUAAGAUAAUACUCCGUUCACUAGGAGGCGAUGUGGUAAUGUUGGGACAGUAUUGCUUCAAUACCUAAAGUCGCGAAGAAAUGCAAACGUAACCUAGUUAGUUAGCUAGCUAGGUAUAGUUGGCAUAGACGAGUUUGUUCUUCGGGAUUCACAAUUUGGUGCGCAUCGUCCCGUCCCCUUUCUGAGAGACAGCUGAACUUUAACCGGCAACAUGGGGGAGAGAAAAGGAGUCAACAAGUAUUACCCUCCAGAUUUUGACCCCGCUAAACAUGGCUCUAUCAACGGUUACUGGAACACUCAUCCGCUGCGGGAGAGAGCCAGGAAACUCUCGCAGGGCAUCCUUAUCAUUAGGUUUGAGAUGCCCUAUAAUAUCUGGUGUGAUGGCUGUAAGAAUCACAUUGGCAUGGGGGUUCGAUAUAAUGCAGAAAAGAAGAAAGUGGGGAAUUAUUACACUACACCAAUAUACAGGUUUAGAAUGAAGUGCCACCUGUGUGUGAACUACAUAGAGAUGCAGACCGACCCGGCCACCUGUGAUUACGUCAUCGUGAGCGGAGCCACACGGAAAGAGGAGAGAUGGGAUAUGGCUGAAAAUGAACAGAUUCUCACCACUGAGCGCAGUGAGAAGGAGAAGCUUGAAACGGAUGCGAUGUAUAAGCUGGAUCAUGGUGGAAAAGACAAAGAGAAGCUACGUGCAGCUAUUCCCUCACUUUCUGAGCUGCAGGAGCACCAGUCUGGAUGGAAGGAUGAUUUUCAGCUCAACAGUGCCCUACGUAGGAAGUUUAGGGAGGAGAAGAAAGUGAUAUCUGAGGAGGAGGAGAAAGACGAUGCUGUGCGUAAGAGGAUGGGUCUGUCUAUCCCUCUUUUACCGGAGAAGGAGGAGGACAAGAAGCUUGCCUCUCUGCUUACCUUCCAGAGCCCUGACUCAUAUGAUGACAGGCAGCAGACGAAGAGGCAACAGAUCUCAUCGCGCUCCUGGUUCGGCACCUCCUCCAGUCCGUCAGGGGGCGCCAUGGGGAGCCUACUGCAGCGACUUGGUCAGCGGGGAAGAGACGUUGCUGCAGCAAAGGCACUCAGUUCUACCCCGUCCUGUUCACUUAGCCUAGUGCGCAGGAAGUCGGAGGGGGGUAGCUCGGCACCCAACACCCCCAGCUCAACCCCGCCCACUACCGCCACCUCCCCCAGAUCACGCCCCCGCUCCCUUUCGAGCCCGGACAGAGCAGACUCGGAGACCACGUGCAUACAAAGCACUGACCUACACGCAGACACUCCCGUGGCACGGCCCUCUGUGGAGAGACUGCACAUGCAUGCACAAGGAAGCACGUCAGACACACACACACCUAACGCAGACGGGAGAGGGACAGAAGACACCUUCGUGGCCCUGCGUGAGGUUGUAGGGGACAGCAGUGGGAGGUCUCUAGUAGCAGACUACAGCGAUUCAGACUCGGACCCAGGACAGUGAGCAGCUCGGGCUUUGGAGCAGCACAAUUAAAAACACCACAAGUGUUGCAGGAUGACUAUUUGGAAUCAUAUAUUAGAGUGCGUUAGGCCAUAUCUUUUUUUUUUUUUUUUUUUUAAAGUAUGAGCUGACUUGCAGGCAGUUAAAACUUGACAUGUCUAAUACCUUUUCCCCAUUACCCUGUAAAUAAACUUAAGAUCUGGCUCUGCUGCAGUAACACACUCUUAAUAAAAAUCCACUUAUUAAAUCCGUAACCUGUUAAUAAAUCGUAAAAAGCGAUUUAUUAAAUAAUGUUGCUGUUGUACAGAGCUUUGUUUGUCUGUUAAUUUCAAGACAUCUGUAGUGGAAAUAAAAAAUACUAUGAUGUUCUAUGGACAAUGAUAAUGUAUAAAAAGACUCCUACAUGAGAACUGUAUUUAACUUGUUUCAUUGUCAAAUUAAUAAGUUUGUUUCAGUAGGUGGGAAAAACUCCUUUAUACUAAGCAUGUGAGUCAGGCUGGACAGCUCCAUUAUGUGACUGUCGUGAGCCUGUGCAGCAGCUGAAGUGUCAGUACUCCACUUAUUAACAUGUUGGAAUGUGUUGGCUGGUAUCAGCAAAUCACUAAGCAUUACGUUCUGAAUUACUACCAUGAAUAAAAGCUACUAGGAGAUUACA
Molecule: messenger RNA, 2209 nt
Organism: Electrophorus electricus (electric eel)
Lineage: Eukaryota; Metazoa; Chordata; Actinopteri; Gymnotiformes; Gymnotidae
Gene: yju2b
Product: YJU2 splicing factor homolog B
Biological process (GO): mRNA splicing, via spliceosome
Cellular component (GO): U2-type spliceosomal complex; post-mRNA release spliceosomal complex
Source: RefSeq, a predicted model, not a curated record